Molecule: messenger RNA, 1641 nt
Organism: Lactuca sativa (garden lettuce)
Lineage: Eukaryota; Viridiplantae; Streptophyta; Magnoliopsida; Asterales; Asteraceae
Product: GDSL esterase/lipase At1g71250
Molecular function (GO): hydrolase activity, acting on ester bonds
Source: RefSeq, a predicted model, not a curated record
CAUUACAAGAGGGCAGAAGUCCAAAUAUUGGCCUGUAUUUCAAUUUUCUUCACAUAUUGCCGUUAACUGUUAAGUUCAACUCUCUGGACGACUGUGCCCCGCCAUUUUUGUCUGUCACAAAGCUCGCAUUCAUCAAUGGAGUCUUCCUCCUCUUUUCGAUUCAUACCCCUCUUGAUUCUUACCCACACCAUGUUUUUCAAUUUUAAACCAGUUGGAGUUGUCCAUGUUCCCCAAGAUCUUUAUACUAGACCAGGAAAUAGCUCUGAUCUUUAUACCAGAUCAAGAAAUAGUUCGAUUUCUCCUCCUCCUCCACCACCACCACCACCACCACCGUCUCCAUUUCUUCCCCCUCCACCACCUCCACUGCCUCCUUCUCCGGUUCCGGCGCUGUUCGUAAUUGGUGACUCUUCUGUUGAUUGCGGGACCAAUAAUUUUCUUGGAACAUUUGCACGAGCAGAUCGUCUUCCUUAUGGACGUGACUUUGAUACCCAUCAACCCACCGGACGAUUCUCCAACGGAAGAAUCCCUGUCGAUUAUCUUGCAUUACAUCUUGGCCUCCCAUUUGUCCCAAGCUUCUUAGGUCAAAGUGGUUCUGUUAAUGACAUGAAACGCGGGUUGAAUUAUGCAUCUGCUGGUGCUGGAAUCAUCUUCUCCAGUGGAUCAGAACUGGGUCAACACAUAUCUUUCACACAGCAAAUUCAACAGGUUAUGGAUACCUUCCAACGGUUCAUACUAACCAUGGGUGAGGCUGCAGCAUCAAGUCUCAUCACAAACUCCAUUUUUUACAUUUCAAUCGGGACUAAUGAUUACAUACAUUACUAUUUGCCCAAUGUAUCCGAUGUACAAUCCAAAUACGUCUCAUGGAAAUUUACACAGUUCUUAGCCCAAUCAAUGAAACAAGAGAUUAAGAAUUUGUACAAUGCGAAAGUGAGGCGAGUGGUGGUGAUGGGACUAGCUCCAAUCGGGUGUGCCCCAUACUACCUAUGGCAAUACAACAGCACAAAUGGGGAAUGUGUGAAGGAGAUAAACAACAUGAUAAUGGAAUUCAACUUUGUUCUAAGAUACACAGUGGGAGAGCUUCGUAAAGAACUCAACAAUUCCAAUAUCAUCUUCUGCGAUGCAUAUCUUGGUUCCAUGGACAUCAUGAAGAAUUUUGACCAAUACGGGUUUAGCGUGAUGAAUUCUGCAUGCUGUGGUUUAGGGCGAUAUAAUGGUUGGAUCAUGUGUAUAUCACCUGGAAUGGCUUGUGAGAAUGCUUCAGAUCAUCUAUGGUGGGAUCAAUUUCAUCCCACAUCUGCUGUGAAUGAGAUUUUAGCAGAGAAUGUGUGGUCUGGAUUGCAUACGAAGAUGUGUUAUCCAAUGAACAUGAUGGAUAUGGUAGCUCAAAGGGUUUUCACCCAUUGACAAAUAGAGGAAAUUGUGUAGGUGUUGUAUGAAAAUUCGAUAAUGUACAUAGAUUACAUAUCUCUAGAAAUUAGUUGCAUCAAGUGUAAAUUUGGUUAGCAUUGAUAAGAAAAAGAAAAGUCAAAAUCAAUCUCAGAAUUGUCAAACUCAAACACACCCCACAAUAUGCAAAUUUACGUCUUUAGAAUAUUAACAUCUCCUAAACAACAAUUUCCAAAAAAGAAAAUAAAAAAGAAA